AUGCGUAAUUGUACUAUCCAUUUUGUAUAUCUUCAAAGUGGUAGGCGGUGAAGGAUUAUUACUUACUUGCGCCAUAUAGUUAUAGAUGGGUUCGUAUUAUGGUACUCAUGAGAUUGUCGAGCUGAAAGAUGAACCCCGUAUUAGCAAUUUCAUUAAUGAUAAAGAGAAAAAACCACCUCAAGGGUGCAGUAGAUAUAUGGAAGAUGAUAUCAAUAAGUUAUUUGAGGCGCUUAGUAUAAGAUCUUCAUUCAAUGGGUCAAGUUAUUCUGAUGAAACUGGUGGAGCGACACCUAGGAAAAACCCAUCAAAGAAACCAAUGAGGAUGAGUUUAUCAUCUUCAUCGGGAAUUGGGAAUGGCGAGCCUGUGUCUCUAAAACAGGCUUUAAGGGGAUUAUGCAUUUCUCAAGCUUCAGAAAUGGCGGCCAUUAAAAGGUCAUCACUGCCAUAUAGCAGCCCAAUUACACCGAAAAGAGUUGGACCUUCAUUAAAGCUGAAGGAGAUUUUACUUGCGCCAGAAUCUGAGAGUCCAUCUUCAAGUGAACCGGUACAAGAGAAGAAGAUUAUUUCAAUUCCUUCGCCAAGUUGUAGUAUCCAACCAGAAGGGUCAUUGGAGUCGGUUAAUUCUGAAGUUAAGAUUGUAAAUAACCGUGACAAGAAUAAUAUUGCGUCAAGCAAGUCAACUCCAAAGUCACGCUAUAAAGGAAAGGCUAUAAGAAAGUCACCCCGUGCUGUGAAGACGGUAAUUCGAACAAAGAAUAUCGUGAAGAAAAAGUCAAGGCAGGAUUUGACUUCAGUUACUCCUGCUACUAAUGCAUCUAGUUCAGUGAAUGCUAAAUCGGGUCCAGACACGAGCCAUUUAAUUUGCCAAAAAUGCCAUUGUGCUAUAAAAGAUGCAACAACUGAGCCCAAUAAAGGAUCUGCAUCUCAUGUUUCUUUAAGUAGAAAAGAAAAAAGUAUGCAAAGACCGGUCAACACUUUGACUAGUUAUGGUAAAUUCUCCUUACUACAUAAUAAUAAGAAUUCCAGAUUUGGAGAUAAAGGGGAGUUCACUCAAAGUUCAAAUAGCAGCAUUUGUGAAUACAGUAGUAGUACUAGUGUUAGUGAAGAGAGAAAUCUCAGCGGGUGUAUCAUUAUAAAUCGACCUCAUAUGUCAAAAGACAUCAGAUGGCAAGCGAUUCAUCAUAUGUUGAACCAAUAUGGGUUUCUUGGAUUGAAACAUUUCAAUCUUUUGAAAAAGCUUGGUUGCGGAGAUAUUGGUACGGUUUAUCUUGCCGAAUUAGUUGGCACAAAUUACCCGUUUGCCAUAAAAGUCAUGGAUAACGAGUUCUUGGAGAGGAGGCAAAAGAUGCCGAGAGCCCAUAUGGAAAGAGAGAUUUUGAGCAUUUUGGAUCAUCCAUUUCUCCCGACCCUUUAUGCUCAUUUUGUUUCCGAGAACUUAUCAUGUCUAGUUAUGGAGUAUUGCCCGGGCGGAGAUCUGCAUGUUCUUAGGCAGAAGCAGCCUGCCAGAUUUUUUCACGAACAAGCAGCACGAUUCUAUGUGGCAGAAGUCCUUCUUGCUCUGGAGUACUUGCAUAUGCUUGGCAUUGUAUACCGAGACUUAAAACCCGAAAAUAUUUUAGUUCGGGAAGACGGUCACAUUAUGGUCACAGAUUUUGACCUAUCACUUCGUUGUGCUGUGAACCCAACUCUGAUGCAAUCACCUUCAACAGGCACAAUGGAGCCACCUAGAAUGUCUGGCCCAUGCGCUGGGUCAAAUUGCAUAGAUCCUUUCUGCAUCAAACCCACCUGUCAAGUCUCAUGCUUCAGACCCAGAAUCUUACCUGCCCCCAAAAACAAGAAAAAGAAACUUAAUUUAGCGACACUUAACCGCUCAUUGCCACAGCUUGUGGCUGAGCCCACUGAAGCCCGAUCCAACUCAUUUGUGGGGACCCAUGAGUAUUUAGCUCCCGAGAUCAUCAAAGGAGAAGGUCACGGGAGUGCAGUCGAUUGGUGGACUUUUGGUGUUUUCCUUUAUGAGCUUUUAUAUGGGAAAACUCCCUUUAAAGGCCCUGGAAAUGAUGAGACGUUAGCCAAUGUGGUUCUGGAGAGCCUUAGAUUUCCUGAAACACCACUUGUUAGUUUUCAUGCUCGAGAUCUAAUCAAAAGAUUGUUGGUGAAAGAGCCUGAAAACCGAUUGGGGUCACAGAGAGGAGCGGCAGAAAUCAAACAACACCCCUUUUUUGAUGGUUUAAAUUGGGCUUUGAUACGUUGUGCAUCUCCACCUGAGUUGCCAGAGCCGUAUGAUGUCGCACUCUCUAAGGCCGCUUCUUUAGAGAAGGCGAAAAAGUAUUUGGACUACAGCGAGUCGUCUGAAGGGCACCUAGAGUUCGAGCUAUUCUAGCAAAAUGGACCAUCUUUGGUGUAUGGCAAACCCAACAAGCCAUUGGCGCUGCAAAGAUCAAUAUCAAUUACAACAUUCUCAAGCUAGUGGUGGUGGCUGUCGGGGAUCUGGUCUUUUGGGAAUAACAGUGUAGGUGCGCUCAGCAGGAAUGGCAAUAGGGUUGGCAUCGGGGAAACUGUAGUAAUCGUUGGCCUGAGUUUUGACAAUGUUAAUCGGCAUAGUUGUACAAGUUAUUUGUUAAGAGUAAUGAAAUUUCAGACAUAUUUUCA
Erigeron canadensis is the source of this 2649-nucleotide messenger RNA. Its product is annotated as serine/threonine-protein kinase KIPK2-like. The transcript is spliced from 2 exons. The record is from RefSeq and is a predicted model, not a curated record. Lineage: Eukaryota; Viridiplantae; Streptophyta; Magnoliopsida; Asterales; Asteraceae. Bases 86 to 2380 code for a protein of 764 amino acids. Gene Ontology annotation, cellular component: plasma membrane; cytoplasm; nucleus. Gene Ontology annotation, biological process: protein phosphorylation. Gene Ontology annotation, molecular function: ATP binding; protein serine/threonine kinase activity.